AGUCAUCAUCUUGAAUAGCCGGCCAUAAUAUAAUAAACGGAAAAAUUCUUACUUUCGGAAUAUGCAUUUUAUUUUGGCAACGGCACUUCUAGGGAAUCUCUACAUAAAAGUCUAAAACAAUGCAAUUUCCUUCUCUCUCUCUCUCUCUCUCAAUUCUUUACUGUAUACGUCUUUCUUGUUACAGCCCCCAAUGAGAAUUUCACUCUUUUCAUGGCUUUUCUUCAUACCCAGUUGCUCAAUAUUUCUCAGUUUCUGUAUCUUUGUGGUGUCUGACCAUUGUCUUGAGGAUCAGAAAUCCCUGUUGCUCCAAUUCAAGAACAGCCUCAACUUCACUACUACUUUGUCCACUAAACUGGUGCACUGGAAUGAAGCAAGUGAUUGCUGUUCUUGGGAAGGUGUAACCUGCAGCAAAGGACGCGUUAUUGGUCUCAAUCUGACCAAGGAAUCAAUCUAUGGUGAACUUGUCAAUUCAAGUACCCUUUUCAGUCUUCAGCAUCUCCAGGACCUGAGUUUGGCUUAUAACAACUUCAGCAAUUCUCGGAUUCCUGCAGGGUUUGGCAAUCUGAUGAAUUUGAGCUUUUUAAACAUGUCAAAUGCUGGCUUCUCGGGGCAGAUUCCCAUUGAGAUUUCGAACUUGAAAAGGUUGGUUACCCUUGAUUUGUCUACAUCUUCUUUGUUGAGUUUUUCCAUGCUGAAACUUGAGAACCCAAAUUUAGCUAAGCUAGUUCAGAACCUUUCGGAGAUUAAGGAACUUUAUCUUGACGGUGUAAAUAUAUCAGCGCCAGGGAAUGAGUGGUGUCAGGCGUUAUCAUCUUCACUACCAAAUCUAAGUGUGUUGAGCAUGUCAAAUUGUUCUCUUUCAGGACCUCUUCAUUCUUCCUUUCAGAAGCUUCAGUCUCUCUCAGUUAUUCUUCUCCAUAAUAACAAUUUUUCUGCUACUCCAGUUCCAGAAUUUUUUGCUAAUUUCAGAAAUUUGACGUCCUUGCGUCUUAGUUCUUGUGGAUUGAAUGGACAAUUUCCAGAAAAGAUUUUCCAGGUUCCAACACUGCAGACGCUUGACUUAUCAGAUAAUAAACAACUGAGUGGUACUGUGCAAGGAUUUCAUUCCAAUGGUUCUCUCAGGUCACUGGUGCUUAGCAGGACAAAUUUUUCAGGGACACUGCCAGAUUCUAUUGGUAACCUUAAAAUGUUGUCCAGAAUAGAUCUUUCAAAUUGUAGUUUCCUUGGAUCAAUCCCGAGCUCUAUGGCAAAUCUUGUUCAGUUGUUUUAUUUGGACAUGUCAUCAAACAGCUUCACAGGACCAAUUCCAUCACUCAACAUGGCCAAGAAGUUGACUCAGAUAAACAUUUCUCAUAAUAAUUUAACAGGUCAGAUUAAUUCCACUCAUUGGAAAGAUCUUACGAAAGUUGUUAAUCUUGACUUGCGUUUCAAUUCACUUAAUGGUAGUAUUCCAGUCUCUCUGUUUUCCCAUCCAUCAUUGCGGAAUCUACAGCUUUCCAACAACCAAUUUUCUGGUCUACUCAAUGAAUCUUCCAACAGUUCUUCUUCAGUACUGCAUACACUUGAUUUGAGUAGCAACAAAUUGAAAGGGCCAAUACCAAUGUCUGUCUUUGAACUUCAAGGUCUUAAGUUUCUCUCACUUUCUUCAAACAACUUUGAUGGCUCCAUGCAACUUAAUGAGAUUAAGCAGUUGACAAACCUUUCCAAUCUUGAUCUUUCGUACAACAACUUGUCGAUUGAAUAUAAUGGAACUAAUUCUUCAUCAUCCUCCUUUCCCCAAAUGGCCACAUUAAAAUUGGUUUCUUGCAAAUUGAAGACUUUUCCAGAUUUCUUGAAAAACCAAUCCAAAUUAACCAUUCUAGACCUUUCAAAUAACCACAUUAAGCAAGGAGUUCCCAACUGGAUUUGGAAACUUAGUAAUCUUCAUUACUUAAAUCUCUCUUAUAACUACCUGGUGAUGACCUUAGAAGGACCUUUGCUCAGUCUUUCUAGUUUGAGUGUCCUAGACCUUCACUCCAACCAGCUUGAGGGGAAACUCUCAGAUCUCCCACCAGUUGCCACAUACUUGGAUUUCUCAAUGAACAACUUCAAAUCUGCCAUACCAGCUAGCAUUGGUAAAUCCCUUAAUUUUACUUAUUUCUUCUCAGUUUCAAGCAAUAAGUUCCACGGGGAUAUCCCUCAAUCAUUAUGCAAUGCUACAAAUCUUCAAGUUCUUAAUUUGUCUAAUAAUACCCUGAAUGGAACGAUUCCCCCAUGCUUAAUUGAGAUGAGUAAGACUCUUGGGGUGUUGGAUGUGAGGAGAAACAAACUAAGUGGCAAUAUAUCUGAUACAUUUCCAUACCAUUGUGGUUUGCAAACACUAAAUCUCAAUGGAAACCGACUUGAAGGAGUGGUACCAAGGUCUCUGGUCAAUUGCACAAAUUUGGAGGUCUUUGACAUUGGGAACAAUGAGAUCAGCGAUGUCUUCCCAUGUCAUUUGAGAAGCAUAUCCAAGUUGCGUGUCCUUAUCUUGCGAUCUAACAAAUUUUAUGGGCCUAUUAAUAGUUGUAGAAGAUCAAGAUCAAAGUUCUUCUGGCCAAUUCUUCAAAUUGUAGACCUAGCUUCAAACGAAUUUACUGGUAAGCUUCCAAGAAAAUUCUUUUCUACUUGGAAGGCAAUGCUGGAUGAAGAAGACAAGGUCCAGUCAAUGCUCAAUUACCUCCAAUUUAGUUCCCAUAAUGGUCAGUUUUAUUAUCAAGAUAGGAUAACAGUUACCAGUAAAGGUCUAGACAUUGAGCUGGUGAAAAUUCUAACUAUUUUCACCGCGAUUGACAUUUCUGCCAACAAGCUUGAAGGGCCAAUACCAGAAACUAUUGGAGAACUCAAAUCACUAUAUGUUCUCAACUUGUCAAAUAAUGCUCUUACGGGAAAAAUCCCACUAUCUUUAGGAACUUUGUCUCGGCUGGAAUCAUUAGACUUGUCAAGCAACAAUAUCACAGGGGAGAUCCCUAUGCAACUUGUAGGUCUUACUUUCCUGGCAGCCCUAAACCUUUCAUUCAAUCAAUUGGUGGGGCCAAUUCCACAAGGCAAGCAAUUUGGUACGUUUUCAAAUUAUUCCUAUAUGCAUAACAAGGAGUUAUGUGGGUUCCCUUUGACGACACACUGCACAAGUGAUGAAGCUCCACCACCUUCAGCAACACCAAAAUCUAAAGGCACAAGUUCAACUACUUUGAUUGGAUUUGAUUGGCAGUUCAUACUGACCGGAUUGGGUUUUGGGGUUGGAGCAGCAGUUGUUGUUGCUCCCUUAACAUUUUGGGAAAAAGGAAGAAAAUGGCAUGACGAUUGCAUUAAUAAGAUUCUACUGGUGAUUUUUCCAAUGUUGGGAUUGUCUUACAGAGGCUGCUAUAAUACAAAGGUUGAGGAAGAUGAAGAUAUUGGAGAUGAGAACACAAAAGAUUGUGAAGACAAUGGUGAUGAAGAUGAGAUGGAAGGUGAAGCAUUUCGUGGGCGAUACUGUGUUUUUUGUUCUAAACUCGACAUCAGUAGAAAGAGGGUCAUCCAUGGCCCUCAAUGUACAUGCCAUAACUCACCCCCUAUUUCUGCUUCUUCCUCUACAUUCUUCAUAGUCACAUCAUCUUAGCAAAGUUUCUCUCUCUCUCUCUCUCUCUCUCUCCCUUAGUUUAUUUUAUUUUAAAUUUCUUCUUCUUCUUCUUCUUCUUCUUCUUCUUCUUCUUCUAGAUAGAUAUGGACUCAUCAACUUAAAUGGUAGGGAACAUCUUUUUCACAUAUUUAUGUGAAUUCAUGUUGAAAUUCAUUGUAAAUGUAAAAGGAAUGUAAAAGGAAGGAAUACUAUGUCACUUUCCUUUAGAAUACCUAAUAAUUACUUAUUGUCAAAACCUCACAUCCUCAAUACAUUUAGCAAUCAAUGCCACUAUCCAAUCUAUUCUUUUGGAA
Quercus robur (English oak) is the source of this 3933-nucleotide messenger RNA. RefSeq names its product receptor-like protein 7. The record is from RefSeq and is a predicted model, not a curated record. Gene Ontology annotation, molecular function: protein binding. The transcript has a single exon. NCBI's taxonomy places the organism in Eukaryota, Viridiplantae, Streptophyta, Magnoliopsida, Fagales, Fagaceae. Bases 191 to 3619 code for a protein of 1142 amino acids. Gene Ontology annotation, cellular component: plasma membrane.